AUGCCAAACCAACAACUUUAUGAACCCAUAGGACCAGAGGCUAUACGUUUACUCUUGAUUGCGCCGGGUUUUGCGUCUGAGACAAUCAAUUGUACCUUUAUCGUCGUCGAGGAUAGGAAUAAUGCGCCAGAGUAUGAUGCGAUCUCUUAUGUAUGGGGCACCGAAGUAUCCGACGAGCCCAUCAUGUGCAAUGGACAUGGGGUGACAGUCGCAAAAAACUUGAUCAAGGCGAUGAGAUAUCUUCGUCCUCUCCCGAACUGGGAUUCGGUUAUUACUUGGCCAAAAGACCAUCAACUCCACUCGAGUCGCAAUGCCUGGGGCUCGUUCGCUACCAAUCGGCAAGAAGAACAAGAGCAUUCUGUCUCCCAGCAAGAAAGGCCUAUUUGGAUUGAUGCUCUUUGUAUCAAUCAAGAGGACAUGGCUGAGAAGGAGAACCAGGUCAAGCGGAUGCACGAGAUCUAUGCAGACGCUGUUACGGUUAAGAUAUGGCUGGGAGAGGCAAACGACACCUAUAGGGCUGACUCCACACGUCUGAGGGCAUUAAGACCGAAGGGGUUACCCGCGCUAACACAUCAAGUUCACAUUGGACAGUACGGGAAAACGCCGGUCGUCCUCGCAUUUAUCGCCCAAGCAUUGAGAAAUGUUGAUGCCGGUAGAGAUUACCUUACGGUAUCGAGAGCAGAUACGGACACAGCAUACCGAAAUCUCGUACAUGGUUUUCCCAGCUCGGACGCUCCUGAAUGGCAAGUCCUCCACGAUUUUUUUGUUAAUCCGUGGUUCGAGCGCAUAUGGGUUGUCCAAGAAGUCGUCCACGCCAAGCGAGCUGUCGCUAUUCUAGGGGACUGGCAGAUCGAGUGGGAGGCUUUAGGGAAAGCUGCAACAUGGUUCCAGGCGCACGGCUUCGCCUUACCCGCUGACAUCCAGUUUCACGGAGAUAAGAGAGAUCUUCUGCCAGUUUCUAAGGUUGCCGCGAUAUGGUCCAUGACGGGAAAUAGACGCCCCUUACUUCGAAUGCUGCGGGAGCUUCGAGGACGAAAAGCGACGCUCAAAGUGGAUAAGGUAUACGCGGCCUAUAGCUUGGCAGAAGAGACUGUCUAUAUUCGUGACAAUAAUCAGAAAUUUGAUCCGUUGAUCGAGCCAACGUACGAUCCAAAGCGAGUUGACGAGGUGUAUCCGAAUGUAAUACGCUUCCUAAUAAUAUAUCAUGGGAAUCUCGCAGCACUAUCUCACGCAGGCGGAAUCCAAGGCGUGAAAAUAUCCGGUUGUCCAUCAUGGGUGCCAGACUGGAAUCAACCGAAAAUAUCUACUGAAUUGGUCAACGAUAACCGAAACGAGUCGCCUUAUAACGCCAAUGGCGAUGAGUUUCUAUCAAUGGGAGCCUCUAUAGACCCAUCAUGUCUUUCUGUGGAGGGGAUCAGGGUUUCCGGUGGCUUAAUAAGAGCGUAUGGGGACAAACUUAUUAGCUAUGGGUUCCGGCAUACAUCAUACAAAGAAGAGCAUGAUUUUGUAAAAUCGGCGUGGAACCUGGUGGCACACCUGGCCAGUGGUAGUACGUCAGGAGACGAUAAUCUGGAAAUGUACCAGCCCGAAAACAUACCUCAUACUUUCGUCUCAACGCUUAGCGCAGGUCUCAGCGAGACAAAGCAGCCUAUCGACGAGGAUCCAAAAUUUCUUGACGACGCGGCAGACUGGUUGAUUCAACAGUUCGGAGGCCAGAUCCCGGUCUCGGGCAUUGGCAAAAAAUGGAGAUUGCCAACUGCCAUUUGGAACUAUUCAAGUUCAGGCCGGUUCCGUGAGGCUUUCACACGGGCUUGUUUGCAUAGACGAUUUUUCGUCACAGCAGGGAGUUUAAUGGGAAUAGGCCCUGAAACGAUGGAAAGGAGUGAUAUAAUAGUUAUUUUAUUCGGCGGGAAGGUCCCGUAUGUGGUAAGGGAGCUCGGCGAGGGCAAGUAUUCGUUCAUCGGGGAGUGUUACGUGCCGGGCUUGAUGACCGGGGAAGCAGUCGAGCAGUGGAAGAAGAGUACGCGCAGGGCGGAAUUCUUCAACCUCGUGUAG
Messenger RNA from Annulohypoxylon truncatum, 2055 nucleotides. Its product is annotated as heterokaryon incompatibility protein-domain-containing protein. The coding region runs from base 1 to 2055 and encodes 684 amino acids. Lineage: Eukaryota; Fungi; Ascomycota; Sordariomycetes; Xylariales; Hypoxylaceae. The transcript has a single exon. The record is from RefSeq and is a predicted model, not a curated record.